AUGGGGUACACUGCGAUACAACACAUCGUGAAGGAAACGAAACGGCGUGUAAGCAUGACGGAUUUACCGUAUGAAGAAGAAUAUCGUGGCCAGCUGAAGCACCUGGGCUACAAGGAAAAGGAUAUAGUUAAGGAAGCAUUUUUGCGCUUGGAUUGGAAUCUUGGGAGUGCACGAAUUUUGUGUCUUUUACAAGAAUCAAACAUUCUAACGGCGAGUGAACUUAUUCUCAGUCUUGAUUCAACGGAACGGAUCCAACAAGUCAUGAACGAUCUUUUGGAAACUGAAUAUAGUCUGCUCUGUCACAUCAUUAAAUUCGCUUACCAAGACAAUGGUUUGUCACAAACUCUAAUGAAAGUUCUGCAGGAUAGCUUUCGUGCAUUAAUAGCAGAUCUGAAAGACGACCCCAACGUCAUUCCGCGGAAUUAUUUGCAACCUAUUAGAAUGCAAUUGCUACCUAACGAGAAUGAGUGGCUGAAGAAUGAGCAUUUGCGCCUGGUACUUACUACGGAGGAACCAUUCGAUUUAGAUGAGGCCAUUGGGCGGCAGGAACAGUGGCGAGAAGAAAUGCAUAAAGUAACUGAAUCCAUCCUUGGUGGCCUUAUCGUGGAACUGAUUGAUAACAAGGCACAAGUCAUCGGUCUCUUGAGGGAAUACGUACAAAAAUCACACCCGUUUUCGAUUAAGUAUGCGCUCUACCUGUUGAAUGCAAUGUCGAAAGACACAAAAGAGUCGGAGGACAAACUGCUAAAAGAGUUCCACAAGGACGUCUUCCGCUGGGUUGUAGAUACAGGGUUAAUGAGCCAAUUGCAGCUGUUGCUUCUGUUUGCACGCGAAACUUGUUCGUCAAAUUGUAUCACCAUGGGGACGUAUUCCGCGUGGUAUAAGCAGACGAUCGGCGCCAUGACUUACAGUGUGAAAAAAGAUCAGUUCAUUCGAACGAUGGAGAUGUUGACUGCUUUGCUGCCGUUGGAAACCAAUCUGGACGUGCUUGACGUGCAUUCAACGAUAGCAAUAUCGGCACCAGCCAAAUGCAACGAAUACGUGCUGAACUAUAAGCAACUUUGUCGAGCUCACAUAGCCCAACUGAAGCCUCCUGAUUGUAUAGUCGAUCUUGAUGAUUGA
Anopheles nili is the source of this 1122-nucleotide messenger RNA. RefSeq lists its product as uncharacterized. The coding region runs from base 1 to 1122 and encodes 373 amino acids. The record is from RefSeq and is a predicted model, not a curated record. The transcript has 5 exons. NCBI's taxonomy places the organism in Eukaryota, Metazoa, Arthropoda, Insecta, Diptera, Culicidae.